Molecule: messenger RNA, 1713 nt
Organism: Fonsecaea multimorphosa CBS 102226
Lineage: Eukaryota; Fungi; Ascomycota; Eurotiomycetes; Chaetothyriales; Herpotrichiellaceae
Exons: 2
Coding region: 1-1713 (570 amino acids)
Biological process (GO): regulation of DNA-templated transcription
Molecular function (GO): DNA-binding transcription factor activity, RNA polymerase II-specific; zinc ion binding
Source: RefSeq, a predicted model, not a curated record
AUGGGCAGCCUUAUUCUAUCAGAUUCGAGUGCUCAGUGUGAUGAGAAACGCCCUCACUGCGGCAAUUGCGUCAAGAGGAAACAUCCUUGCCCUGGAUAUCGGGACUUCUUUGACGCAGUCCAUAAGGAUGAGACUUUCCUUACCUCUCAUAAAAGUGCCCCGAAGCGGCAAAAGAAGGUCCAUAGUCCUGCCAGCGAUUCCCCGGACAGCUUUCUCACCGUCACAAACACGCCGUCGCCGAAUCAUCUCGAUCCAACUCUGGACCUAAGCCUUGCUCUCCUCACCAGGCCAUCUCGCAAUUUCGAGAUGGAAUCAAUUUGUUACUUCUUCACCAACUAUGUCAACAUUCCCCGGGAUCCGAGUACUAAUAUCUUCAUCGAACACAUCCUUCCUAUAUACCUGAACACCGACCCCAACUCGGGGCUGGCGGAAGCAAUCAAUGCCGCCGCCAUCAACGUCACUUCCAUGUGGAUAAAUCGAUACGCUGAUUCUUAUCGUGCCCGCGAAGCAUACGCCAAGGCCGUGAGUAUCCUGAAGUCCUCGCUGCAAGAUCCCAUCGAAUCCAAGUCAGAUGAGACGCUCGCCACUGUAUUCAUGCUGGACUUUUAUGACUCCCUCAAUCGGCGCUUUGUACACUUUGUCGACACCGGCACCCAUCAGCAAGGUGCGGUAGCUUUGCUCAAGCAUAGGGGGAAACAUAGUUUCACUACUCCGCUCUCUCAGAGGCUCUUCAAUGCCAUGAGAAGUCGCCAUAUCAAUUAUUCGUUGCAGUUUGGCAGACGGGUGGAACUGGAUCCGGAACUCCUAAGUGACGACACUGCAGUUCUCCCUUCUGCGAAGCUUGACCUUUUGAACGUGGAAUUAGCGGACUUGCUUGUUUUGGCUCGCGACGGUCCUGAAGUCGCUGGCUUCACCUUAGUCGAGUUCUAUCAGGUCAUUUUGGAGAGGGCGCUGGCCCUUGAAAAGAGACUGCAAGCAUGGAUGGACGCCCUCCCCAAUUCAUGGCGACCUGUAUCUAUUCCGGCAUCCGAACUACAUCCUUCCAUCCGCGACGCUGGACUUUAUGAAGGCAUGUGCGACGUAUACUCCUCGCUCGCAGUCUCUCAUAUCACCAAUGCUGCUCGGAGUUCUCAACUUGGAGCAAUCCGUUUGAUUACAAGAUGCUCGGAGGGGCUUACGGAGCUGGGCAUUGCCGUCGACCCCCAAAUCGAGCCUGAUCUUGACGUGCGAAUUCAAGAAAUUGUCGAUCGGUUCUGUGCAUCGGUGCCAUUCCAUCUAGGCAACCGAACAACACCUGCAUACCCCGAUGAGCACAGAGAAUAUCCUCACGUGCCUGCAGAGCUCCGGCGCCUGGCGAGUUAUGUCGACCCAUUCGGCAACGAGGUCCAGAUGACGAUGGAAGACCAUGUGCGCGCUGCUGCGGCGAUCGGUGGCUGGUUCAUCAUGGUACCUCUGGCCGGAUUUCUCAAGGCUCGCACCAUGACGAUGUCGCGCGUGAGACCAGGGCCGUUGGUGGCAAAGCUCAGAAAGGGCCAAGUGGCCUGGAUCCGUAGUCAAAUGGAACGGAUACAGAAGAUCUAUUUGUUUCCAACUAACGGUAGCUCAACCGAACACGAUUGGAAGUGUAUCCUGAAGCAAUUCUGCGACGCUCAGGGUGACGGCCACAAUUUGUUCCAACCGCUAGCAUUCAAUCAAAGAAUAUGGGCAACUUGA